Molecule: messenger RNA, 429 nt
Organism: Puccinia triticina
Lineage: Eukaryota; Fungi; Basidiomycota; Pucciniomycetes; Pucciniales; Pucciniaceae
Exons: 3
Coding region: 1-429 (142 amino acids)
Source: RefSeq, a predicted model, not a curated record
AUGACAGGCCACUCCGUCUCCACCGAAGCAUCCUCUGAGUCCUCCACCUCCUCCUCCCACCACACCCUCCAUGCUGUCAAGGUCAUCUGCCGCCUUAGACCCCAUCUUCCCGCUGAGUCUACCGUCGACAAGUCCAUCAUCCAGAUCCUGAACAGCACCCAAAUCAGAAUCACCAGCCAGUCUCCAUAUCUCCGCCGUUCUAGCGGCCAACGUCAUGAUAUCUAUGCUGGCCAGGUCCUGGAAAUGAGUGCUGGUAUGAUCCGACACAUCCCUAAAGUUUUGGAUUGGAUGUACGGGAUCAGGGAAGACACACACACACUGCAGGGGUCGCCGAGUGAUCCAGGGAUCAUACCACAAGUGUUGCGGACGAUAUUUGGGCGAGUGGAAGCGCUCAGGACAAGCGCGGCGAGCAGCUCGGGGAGCUUCUAG